Messenger RNA from Sphenostylis stenocarpa, 4050 nucleotides. The record is from the annotation of a GenBank genome assembly. NCBI's taxonomy places the organism in Eukaryota, Viridiplantae, Streptophyta, Magnoliopsida, Fabales, Fabaceae.
AUGUUUGCUGUUGUGCAUUCCAAAGGUGUCAAUAAUGAACUUGUGGAAAAUCUCCUUUUAGACCUGGAUAGGAAAUCAAAAGGUAUACUGGGGAAAGCCACGGAUUUGUCUACAAGGGGGCUUGAUCUUAUACUUGGCCCGGAAUGGUUGGAGACAUUAAGUGAAAUGCGGUUGUAUUGGAGGAUGACAAUGGGCUUUGAGAAAGAUGCUGAAGCAAUUUCAUUGGAGAAGUCCACUGUGUGGGUGACAGAUGGGGAAGUUGCUGAGUUUCUUUUGCCAAGUAUUUUCGUCAAUAUCACUGCAAGGAAGGAUCUGGAUAUCGAUCUUCACAGAUUGAUCUGUCUGCAGUUGAAGGAGCAUAUAUUUACAGAGUCAAAUAAGUUGAUGAAGUCAAUUCAAGUGGUUUUGAAUUGUCUUAAUGAACUUCGUAUGCGUCAUGUCAUGGAAAGAUCUUCAUUUGUGCCCUCAAAGCGUGAAGUUUCUAAGAAUUCAAGGCCUUCAAGUUAUAGUUCUAAAACCCGGUCCACUCCUGCAAAGGCAAGAGAAUCUGCAGUUGUUUCAAAUGCCUUCGCAAUGUCACCAUCAUCAUGGGAGAAAGUUUAUUGGAUCUCCAUCGACUAUCUUCUUAUUGCCAAGUUUGCAGCUUUGCCAGAUCAUAUUGAAAUUCUUGUUUCGGCAGUCACUAGAAUCAACGAACCUGAUAGCUUAUAUGGAAUUCUUCAGUCUCACAAGUUGACUUCUCAAAUAAUCACAUUUGAGCAUGAGGGAAACUGGGGGAAGGCCCUGGAGUAUUAUGACUUGCAAGUGCAGUCAGAUAACACAGUACAGAAAGAUGGCAGUUCUAGAAGUCUGCCGUUGAAACAAACAGGAUCAGCACAUCCUUCAUCUUUUGCAUCAGAGGCAAAUGAGAUGAGGCAGAGUAGACCUUACAAAGGGUUGAUUAGAUCAUUGCAGCAGAUUGGCUGCACACACGUGCUUGACAUGUAUUGCCGAGGCUUGACAUCAAGCAAGGAUCAGCAUCAGCAUGAUUUGGAGUUUACUGAGUUGCAAUUUGAAUCUGCCUGGCGCGCUGGGAAAUGGGAUUUCUCUUUACCAUGUGUAGGAACUAAUUUAUCUUUGACUUCAAAUAUCAAAUGUGAUCAUUUCAAUGAAAAUUUGCACAGUUGUUUAAGGGCACUUAAUGAGGGUGAUCGGAGUGAUUUCGACAGAAAACUAAGAGAUACGAAGCAGGAUCUUGUGUUAUCUGUUUCUCAUGCAAGUGAAGAGAGCACUGAGUACAUUUACUUGACUAUCAUCAAGCUCCAGGGCCUAAUACAUUUUCUGUGUCGCGUGAGUGAAGUUGGGGACCUGUUAACCCUCAUUGAUUACAAAGAUGGCCUAACUAUUCCUUAUAAGGCUUUGGACCCCUCCUUGGGAUUUCUCCUAAUCUUGGGUCUUCCUAGUCCUAUCAUAGAUCAUGCUCAAGAAGCUAAACUUAUGCUUUAUCAUCUUGGCAUGGCUUGGGAUUUACGCUGGAGAACUUGUCAAGAUAAUAGCACUAAGUUUUCUCUGCAGAAGCCAAAUUUUUCUUCAGAGCCUUUGACUCCUUCGAUUGAACAGGGAGGUAGGUUCUCUCAAGCAGCUUCUGCUUUGCAGGAGUUUAAACUCCUUUCUGUCCAAAACAAAGGACAAAGCUCAUCCUUAUAUUGGCUUGGACGGCUUGAAGAAGCAAAGCUUUUCCGUGCUCAAGGUCAAAAUGUGACGGCUAUCAACCUUGCAAUGUAUAUAUCACAGAAUUAUCACUCUAAUGAGGAGGCUUCAGAUGCAUUUCGGUUGAUUGGGAAAUGGCUGGCAGAAACCAGAUCUAGCAACUCAAGAACAAUUUUGGAAAAGUAUUUGAAACCUGCAGUCUCUAUUGCUGAGGAUGUUACUGUUACAGCUAAGAAUUCCAUGGAAAGGAAAUGCCAGACUCACUUUCAUCUUGCACACUAUGCUGAUGCUCUAUUUAGAAGCCAUGAAGAAAGGCUUAACUCAAAUGAAUGGCAAGCAGCAAUGCGUUUAAGAAAGCAUAAGACAGUAGAGUUGGAGGAACUCAUAAAGCGUGGGGAGAAAACUGACUACUCAAUGAAAAUCCAAGAAUUGCAAAAGCAAGUAGCAAUGGACAAGGAAGAAGCCCAGAAAUUGCAGGAUGACCGAGACAAUUUUCUUAGCCUGGCAUUGGAGGGAUAUAAGCGGUGUUUAGUCAUACAUGACAAGUAUGAUGUGAGAGUGUGGUUGAGGAAAAGGGGAAAGAAGUACUUACAUAGUAUACAAAACAAUAGAAUUUGUACACUUGCUAGUGAUGAAACAAUCCUUGAUCAAGAAGAGUGUGAAAGUACAUUUGGGAAGGAAUACAGGCCAUCAAAGCUGAGAAGAUCACAUAGCAUUGUGGUCAACCUGAGGUUGACAAUGAAGCAAGUGUUUCGAAUUGUUUCCUUGUGGUUUAGUCUAUCUUCACGAAAAGAUGUUGUAAAUAGCAUGCUUAGCACAAUUGAUGAGGUUCAAUCUUUCAAAUUUAUACCUUUAGUAUACCAAAUUGCCUCUAGAAUGGGUAACUCAAAGGAUGGUCAUGGCAAUCUCAAUUUCCAGUUUGCAUUGGUUUCUCUUGUGAAGAAAAUGGCCAUUGAUCAUCCAUAUCAUACGAUACUUCAACUUCUAGCUCUGGCAAAUGGUGACCGUAUCAGGGACAAACAGCGUAGUAGAAGUUCAUUUGUGGUGGAUAUGGACAAAAAACUUGCAGCAGAAAAUCUUCUAAAUGAGUUGUCAUCUUAUCAUGGAGCUAUCAUACAACAAAUGAAACAAAUGGUGGAGAUUUAUAUCAGACUUGCUGAGCUGGAAACAAAGAGAGAGGUACCUGUAGUGACAGCUACAAUAUCAAUUGAUCGUAGUUGUCAGUAUCAUGAAGGCACUUUUCCUUACUUCAAAGGACUAGCAGAUUCAGUUAUGAUAAUGAAUGGUAUAAAUGCUCCAAAAGUGGUUGAAUGCUUGGGUUCUAAUGGCUGCAGAUAUCGGCAACUUGCAAAAUCUGGAAAUGAUGACCUAAGACAGGAUGCUGUAAUGGAGCAAUUCUUUGGUUUAGUUAACACAUUCCUGAGGAACCAUCAAGAUACAUGUAAAAGAAGGCUAGGAGUACGGACUUACAAGGUUGUUCCUUUUACUCCAAGUGCUGGUGUUCUUGAGUGGGUUAAUGGAACCCUUCCUCUCGGUGAAUAUCUUAUAGGGAGCAUGAGAAAUGGAGGUGCUCAUGGUCGCUACGGAAUAGGAGAUUGGGCAUUCCUUAAAUGUCGAGAGCACAUGGCAAAUCCGGCUGAGUGGUUUGAAAAGAGACUUGCUUAUACCCGAAGUGUUGCUGCUAGUUCUAUGGUUGGAUAUAUCGUGGGCCUUGGAGAUCGACAUUCGAUGAAUAUUUUAAUUGAUCAGGCCACUGCAGAGGUCGUUCACAUAGAUCUUGGUGUUGCUUUUGAACAAGGCUUGAUGCUUAAAACCCCAGAACGGGUUCCAUUUAGGCUUACAAGAGACAUAAUUGAUGGAAUGGGUGUAACUGGAGUAGAGGGGGUUUUUCGAAGAUGUUGUGAGGAAACACUAUCUGUCAUGCGGACAAACAAAGAAGCAUUGCUGACGAUUGUGGAAGUUUUUAUCCACGAUCCUCUCUAUAAGUGGGCUUUAUCUCCUCUGAAAGCUUUGCAGCGUCAAAAGGUACGGUGCCUGCAGGAUUUGGACGAUGAUUUUGAUACAAGUUUGGAGGAACCACAAAAUGAUUACCAAGGAAACAAGGAUGCUACACGUGCACUUCUACGCGUCAAGCAAAAGCUAGAUGGGUAUGAAGAAGGUGAAAUGCGAAGCAUCCAUGGGCAGGUGCAACAACUCAUCCAAGAUGCAAUUGAUUCUGAGCGAUUGUGUCAAAUGUUUCCUGGUUGGGGAGCUUGGUUGACAAGGGUUGGUGGUUCCCAUCGUUCAAACAUGGGUGGCAAAUUGCCUAAGGUGUCGUCCAUGGGUGGAAAUUCAAUAAGAUACGGGGGUUGGCACCACUAG